Messenger RNA from Peromyscus maniculatus bairdii (prairie deer mouse), 390 nucleotides. Lineage: Eukaryota; Metazoa; Chordata; Mammalia; Rodentia; Cricetidae. The record is from RefSeq and is a predicted model, not a curated record.
GCUCCCAUCAGGAUGAGCACUGACUGAUGUUUCCUGCAGGAGCAGCUACAUGGGAGCUGAAGGUGAUUCAGCCUGAGAAAUCAGUUUCUGUCUUUGCUGGAGACUCAGCCACUCUGAACUGCACUGUGACCUCCCUGUUCCCUGUGGGACCCAUUCAGUGGUUCAGGGGUACAGGGCAGAGUCGGCACCUAAUAUAUAGUUUCACAGGAGAGAAGUUCCCCAGAGUCACAAAUGUUACAGAUCUUACAAAGAGAAACAACCUGGACUUUUCCAUCCGCAUCAGUAAUGCCACACCUGCUGACUCUGGUACCUACUACUGUGUGAAGAUCCAUAGAGCAGACUCUGACAAGGAGCUUCAGUCUGGGGGAGGCACAGUGCUGUAUGUGCUUG